AUGUCUUCGAUCGCUGCCAUGGCUUCCCGCCGGGCUCUGGCUCGCCAGCCCAUCUUCCGCGCUGCCCCGCGCCGCUUCAUGUCCUCCAAGGUCGAGGAGGCCAGCCUUGACAAGGCUCCUAAGCGUGACCCCGAGCUCUACGUUCUUCUCGGUAUCAUGUCCGGCGCUUUCCUCGGUGCUGGCUGGUACUUCGGCUCCAAGCCCACCUCCGUCACCUCCGAGAGCAACGUUCGCAUUGCCGAGAGCUCCAUGCCCUGGCACGCUGCCUCCGAGGAUGGCAAGAUCUACAAGUACCAGUACCACCCUAACGGUGACAAGAGCCAGCCCCUCCGCGCUGCCCCCAGCGCCCUGAACACUGUUAUUGUUCCCAACGUCACUCUGCCCGAGGACCUCCACGAGAAGUUCAACAAGUACGGCAAGGAGGAGUGGGACUACUAG
Molecule: messenger RNA, 438 nt
Organism: Penicillium verhagenii
Lineage: Eukaryota; Fungi; Ascomycota; Eurotiomycetes; Eurotiales; Aspergillaceae
Exons: 4
Coding region: 1-438 (145 amino acids)
Source: RefSeq, a predicted model, not a curated record